AUGGCAUAUACACGCUCGUCCGCGACGCGCCCCAUGGAUUCGCUGACGAAGUCACCCACACCGGCACCUGAGAAGAGGAAUAUAGUCGGGCUUCCCAAGCAAGAAAGCGGCCUUCUGGACCUGCAGGCCGCUACAGGAGAGCAACUGAAGGUCGCCCGUCGCAACCAGCAAUCCCUACUCGUGCGCCUUCCCGCCGAACUCAGGAACAAGAUAUACGGGUAUGCUACCGGCGGCAACAUCCUCACCAUCGACCACGCACGCAGCACAUCUUUUGUCCCACAAAUAUUCACAGCCUAUAGCUCCGCUGAUGAAGUCAGAUUGGGUGUGGAUUUCGGGUGGAGAGGAGGAAAGCGGACGGUGACACGCACUCCGUUUCACCUUCUCACGGGAAGGAAGGUCAUCAGAGAUAAGGGAAUGAUCGCCAGAGUUAAGGGAACGAUACCUAAGCAGACCACAUUGGCAGAGAAGGUAAAGAUUGAGGGUGCGGAGGAAGAUGUGCGAGCUACGACAGCCAAAAUUUGUUUGGGAGGUGGAGUGUAUUAG
Molecule: messenger RNA, 543 nt
Organism: Lindgomyces ingoldianus
Lineage: Eukaryota; Fungi; Ascomycota; Dothideomycetes; Pleosporales; Lindgomycetaceae
Exons: 3
Coding region: 1-543 (180 amino acids)
Source: RefSeq, a predicted model, not a curated record